Linum tenue is the source of this 5965-nucleotide messenger RNA. NCBI's taxonomy places the organism in Eukaryota, Viridiplantae, Streptophyta, Magnoliopsida, Malpighiales, Linaceae. The record is from the annotation of a GenBank genome assembly.
AAGCAGCAAUCUUCUUCUAUUGGGCUAAAAAUGUUAGGGCAUCUGGGCUAGUACACGUGGCAAAUCAGUGAGACGCUUUGAAUCACCCGCGUAGCCGUUGAUGACAAGACACCACAGGAUAAGAAGAGGGAAAAAGGAACGAACAGAAGAGGAGAGCUUUCGAGCAACAAUGGCGUCCGUAACGUCUCCCUUCACCACAACCAACGCCUCUUUCCUUCUCCGAUCGAACUCCCAAAAUCACCAGCCUGCUCACCGUUCCUUUCCACUGCCUCCGAGAGCUUGCCUGAACGAAUCCCAAGACCAGCACCGUAUCCAGCUCAACCGGCGGCAGUUCAUUUCACAAACCGCCGCCAUUGUCGCUGCCACAGCUCCUCUCACGCUCAUCGAUCAGAGUCCAGCAGUAGCUGACGAGGCGCUUUCUCAAUGGGAAAGAGUUUACCUCCCUAUCGACCCCGGCGUCGUCCUCCUCGACAUUGCAUUUGUCCCCGAUGACCCAACACACGGGUUCGUAUUGGGGACAAGGCAGACUCUUCUGGAGACGAAAGAUGGGGGAGCCACUUGGUUUCCGCGAUCCAUAGCUUCAGCCGAGGAAGAAGACUUCAAUUACAGGUUUAAUUCCAUUAGCUUCAAAGGAAACGAAGGCUGGAUUGUUGGUAAGCCGGCGAUUUUGUUGUACACGCCUGAUGCCGGCGAAACCUGGAAAAGGAUACCGCUGAGUGCUCAGCUCCCCGGAGACAUGGUAUACAUUAAGGCAACAGGAGAUCAAAGUGCAGAGAUGGUUACUGACGAAGGGGCUAUCUAUGUUACGUCGAAUAGGGGCUAUAACUGGAAGGCUGCAGUUCAGGAGACUGUGUCAGCUACACUGAAUAGAACAGUUUCUAGUGGUAUUAGUGGUGCAAGUUAUUACACAGGAAGCUUCAAUACUGUUAACCGGUCACCGGAUGGGAGAUAUGUUGCUGUCUCCAGUCGGGGCAACUUCUAUAUGACAUGGGAGCCUGGUCAGGCAUUCUGGCAGCCACAUAAUAGAGCAGUGGCAAGAAGGAUUCAGAACAUGGGUUGGAGAGCUGAUGGGGGUCUUUGGCUUCUCGUUCGUGGAGGAGGACUUUAUCUCAGCAAGGGGACUGGGAUAACAGAGGAUUUUGAGGAAAUCCCCGUUCAAAGUCGUGGUUUUGGCAUUCUUGAUGUUGGCUACCGCUCUCAGGAAGAGGCUUGGGCAGCAGGAGGCAGUGGGGUUUUGUUGAGAACCACCAAUGGAGGCAAGUCAUGGAUUCGAGACAAGGCAGCCGACAAUAUUGCUGCAAAUCUUUACUCCGUGAAGUUUAUGGAGGGAAAUCAAGGGUUCGUUCUAGGAAAUGAUGGAGUCUUGCUACGGUAUCUUGGUUAAUGUGCUCCAUGUAUUGAGGCCUUCUCCCUAAGAACAUCUCCAGCAACAGAAUACCGUAGCUGUACACAUCUCCACUGGUCGAUACAUCACUACCCAUCCCGUACUCUGCAAGUUUCCACAAAUCCAGAUCAAGCAGACAGUAAAACAAGACCAAGAUGAGGAAAAAGCGAAAAGAAGCGAAAGCUUUUUUACCUGGUGCGCUAUAACCAACUGUUCCUCUAACACCAAUUGAAGAGCUUGUUGCUGGGCUGCUGAGCGCCACUUGUGGGAGAAACUUUGCUAACCCAAAGUCACCAAUAUGUCCCAUCAUAUUGACAUCCAGCAAGAUAUUGCUAGGCUUGAGAUCACAGUGAACCACAGGUACUCCACUAUCGUUAUGAAGAUAAUCCAAUGCAGUACCAACAUCAAUAGCUAUGUUCAACCUUUGGAGGACACUUAACUCCUCCCUUCUUCCUGUUUCAUGUUCAUCAAGUAGCCCGGGAUGAAGCCAUUCCUCCAAGCUCCCAUUAACCAUGAACUCAUACACCAGGGCCUUGAAAUCAUUACCCUGGAAGUCGAUUCCUGAACACACGGUCAGCAACUUGACAAGAUUCCUGUGCCUUAUGUUCUUCAACACCUCGCAUUCUGCUACAAAGCUCUUGAACGCUCUGGCAUGCUGAAGGUUCAGCACCUUGACAGCAACAAACAUCUUGGUGUUGUCAUCUAUGGCUAUAAGCCCCUUGUACACAGAGCCAUAGCUGCCUGCUCCGAGCAAAUUAGCAGACGAAAAUUCAUCGGUUGCUUGGAGUAGAUUAUGAUAUGUAGUCCCCAGAAGUGUGUUCCCAGUAAAGGGUGAAGCUGCUUCAGGGUCUUUGGUUUUCUUCCUCAGGAACCGAAAGUACAAGAAUGAAAGAAGAGCAAUGAGCCCUAAGAGACAACUUACAACUGAGAUUAUGAUCUUCACUAUCGUGCUGAGACCGCCUUUCCUGGAACUCUCCACGGAGCACUUUGGUAAUCCAAACUCAGGCAUUCCCCCACAGAGCUCAUUAUUUCCCAUGACCAAAGCUUUAGUUGCAUUCCUGAAAACUCCCUGCGUCGACAGAGGACCUUGGAAAUGGUUGUAGGACAAGUUGAGGGUCACCAACGAGGUGAACUCCUGGAGAAAGUCUGGUACUUCUCCUGACAAGUUGUUGCGAGAAAGGUCCAGAAUUUCCAAACCUUUGAGCUCCCUAAGAGAUGAAGGGACAGGGCCCUGAAGCAAGUUCCCCAUCAGGUUCAGGGUCUCCAAUCUCACACACUUCCCCAAAUUGGACGGGAUUGAACCUGACAGCAUGUUAUUGCUGAGAUCGAGUUCGCCCAAGUUGACCAAGUUCCCAACUUCAUCAGGAAUCCGGCCACUCAACCUGUUCCAGGAGAGGUUGAAAACCAAACCCAAGGCCGGGAGGUUGAGAAUCUCCACCGGAAUCUCACCGCUGAGUUCGUUCUCCCCGAGACUCAGCGCCGACAAAUCCUGACAUUUCCCGAAGCUCGGAGGAAUCUCGCCUUCCAGGUGAUUCCCUUCCAGCCAAACAUGGAGCAAUUUGGUCCCGUUGCCAAUAUUGGAAGGAAUUUUUCCUGUCAAGUUAUUGUUCUGAAUCUGAAGUGUCAUCAACUUAGGUAGCAUCCCCAAUUCAACAGGAAUUUCGCCGGAGAGAUUGUUGUCGUUGAAAUCCAGCUGCUCCAAGUUGAUAAACUUAUCAAGUCCCGGCGGAAUUGUUCCUGUAAUCCCCGGGGUUAGCAUUAGCGCCAGCCUGAUGAAAGUCGUUGAGUAAUUGCUUAUGCUGUGAGGCAACUUCCCGUAGAAAUUGUUCAUCCCGACGUUGACCACUUCCAGAAACGAGCUGUUUGUUAGAGAAUCAAGGAAGAGAAGAUCGUCCACGCCAUCUUUACCUCCAUGUCCUAAGCUGUUGUUCAUCAUUCCCAGGAAUUGAAUCCGGUUCAGUUUCGCCAGAGAAGGAACUCCGCCAUGGAAAUUGUUGUGACCAAGGUCGAAAAUUUGCAGGUUUGUUGCGUUGGACAACGAGUCAGGAAUUCGGCCGGUGAAAUUAUUGAGAACCAAGUUCAGAUGGAACAGAUUCGGCAGAGUAAAUCCCAAUUCUGGCGGGAGGGUUCCGGUGAGUUGAUUGUCCAUGACGCUGAUCGCCUGAAUUGAAGACGAAUUGAAGAACUGAAGCGGGAACGGACCAGAAAAUCGGUUCGCGCCGAAAGAAACGAUUCUUAGGCUUCUGGACCAGGCCAGAGACUCUGGAAUCCCGCCGAAGAACUCAUUCCUCGGCGCGGAGAUCGCCUGGAGGGAAGACAAGUUGCCGAAGCAGGGAGGAAAUUUUCCGGUGAGGUUAUUGAAAUGGAUUGAAAGCAGCUGGAGGUUCAUGAGAUUGCAGAGCUCGAUUGGGAUUUCUCCUGUCAAGCCGUUGUAACCGACUCGCAACAUGGUGAGAUUCGAGCAGGCGGAGAGGUUUGCAGGGAUCGUGCCGGAGAUGGAGUUUUGGGCCAGGACGAGAUCCUGGAGGCGGCGGAGGCGGCCGAUCUCCGGCGGGAUCUCGCCGGAGAUGGUGUUGUUGUUGAGGACGAGGUGGGUUAGGAAGCUCAAGUUGCCAACGUGUGGGGAGAUUGAACCGCUGAGUUGGUUUAACUCGAGGUUGAGUUGGGUCACUCUCUGCUCUGUCUCGUUGUUGCAGGUUACUCCCUGCCAUUGGCAGAAAUGGAGGGUUUGGUUCCAUGAGCUCAGAGCUCCCAGUGGGUCUAUUAGUGCUGACUUGAGUUGGAGAAGUGCUAGUCUGUCCGUUUCGUUGCCGCCGGCAGCGGUCGCCGGUUGAAUAUGGAUCUGGGAGAGUGAGAGUAGAAGAAGGAGAAGGGCAGGAAGUGGGACAGAGGAAAUGUGAACCAAGUCAAUGAACUGGAGAAAGAUCGUCGGCAAUGAUUGAACUGGGAAGGACACGGCGGGGAUGAUGAUGAUGAUGAUGGGUUAGCCCUCUGUUCUUUCUCAUUGUUGCAGAUUAGGCCCUGCCAUUGGCAGAAGUGGAGGGUUUGGUUCCAUGAGCUCAGAGCUCCCAUUGGGUCUAUCAGUGUUGAUUUGAGUUGGAGAAGUGAUCCUCCGUCGGUUUCGUUGCUGCCCGCUUCGGUCACCGGCCUAUUAUAUGUCUGCGAGAGGAGGAAAUGUCAACCAAGGUGGGCAUAUGUUUGCUUCUUUUAGUUGGUGAUUACAGGUUUGCAAGUGUGUACAAGGGUUAAAGAAUCAGUCUUCCAUUUCUAGCCCUUUAUCACAACUAAGUCCUGUCUUGGGCGAAAUUAUGGUCUCGGUUAUAAUAAAGAAUCAAUCUUUUUCUGUAGUGGAAGAAAAGAAUCAAGAUUUGAUCAUCAUUAGAUUGGGAUAUGGAAGAAAGUCAAUGGCCUAAGAGAAGUUGAAUGAGAAGAGAACUGUAGGGAAAGGAAGAAAACAAGUGGGCAGAGGUUUCGGAUUUGCGCAGAUGUGAUCAUACACAGCGAAGAAGAUAUUCGACAGCGAAAGAAAGGGGCCUGCCAAUAAGAUAAGGGUAAUGCUUCACCCACUCUGUUUCGGAAUCACUAUUGCAAGUUGGUGGCGGCGCCAUUUCUUUGACUUCUCAUUCAGUUAGGGAGAAGUUGACUUGAUACAGCAAAGGUUGGAUUCGAUGAUGCUGCCGAGAAACAAUUGUUCAGUUGCCCUCAUCAGAUUACUUGUACAAUAUCAUAUACAUUCAGAUACAUCAAAAGUAGCAACGAAAUGCUAUUGUCCUGUUAUUGUGACCACUUUUCUGGGCAUAAUUAUGUCUCUUCACUACAUUCUAGCUUUAACAAGUUUGUCCCUCACUGCUGUUAGCUUAGUUGCAGCAUCACUGAUGCUCAUUCGUUCUCUUGGCAUUUCAUUUGAACAUUCAACCCCAACUUGUAUAAUCGAAACCACUGCCUCCGUCGACACCUUCUGCGUUUCAUUCUUGCUAUGAUCGUCGCUCGAUCUACUGCUGCUGCUGUCGUCUUGUCUCUCCAGAAGCCCAGUGGGAUCUACGAUCUCUGUUGCUUUAUCAGCCAAAGCUGCUGCUGAAAAGUUAUGGAGAUUCAACCCAUCUUUGAACGUUUCAUCGGUAGGCCUUCUCCCUGUGAACAUCUCCAGCAACAGAAUGCCAUAGCUGUACACAUCUCCGUGGGUAGAAACUUCACUCCCCAUUCCGUACUCUGGCGCGCUAUAGCCAACUGUUCCUCUAACACCAAUCGAAGAACUCGUCAUACUAUUUGCUGGAGUGUUGAGCUCUACUUGUGGAAGGAACUUUGCUAACCCAAAGUCUCCAAUAUGUCCCACCAUAUUGACAUCCAGCAGGAUGUUGCUAGGUUUGAGAUCACAAUGAACUACUGGUACUCCACUCUCGUUAUGAAGAUAAUCCAGUGCGGUUCCUACAUCAAUGGCUAUGUUCAACCUUUGGAGGAGACUCAACUCUACCUUUGUUUUUCCUGUUGCUUGUUCAUCAAGAAGCCUGGGAUGAAGCCAUUCCUCCAAGCUCCCGUUAACCAUGAAGUCAUACACCAGGGCCUUGAAAUCAUUACCCUGGA